Staurois parvus is the source of this 812-nucleotide messenger RNA. The record is from the annotation of a GenBank genome assembly. Lineage: Eukaryota; Metazoa; Chordata; Amphibia; Anura; Ranidae.
AUGAGUGCACUCACAAACUCUAUUUGUGCCUUGGUAUGUAUCUGCUCGCAGCUGUGUGCCCGCAUACUGGGCAGUGUGUGUAUGAGAAGAGGGUAUCACUUGUGGCUGGCAGCAGUGGUCAGUGUCACCCCAUUCCUUCAAGGACUUAGUAACCCACGCAGCAUUUUCUCCAACUCCAACAACUUCUUCAAUGUGAAGUUUGUGCACUGCUCAUGCGGAUGGACAUUUCUACUGCUGUCUGGAUUUGUCCUGCUUGUGUCUUUGGUCCCCACUGGUCGUCCACUGCUAUGUCUCAUGCAUCUCACAAGACUUGGCAUAACUACAACCCUGUGUCAAUGUAUUCCUUACCUCUUCCAACUCUUGGAGGAUCUUACUGGUUCCUGUCACCAACCAAUGCCACCUGGUACACUCUUUCUACCACGGCUGGAAACUAGGCGAACCUGCCAGGAGGAAGGGCAUCAAUGGCAGGGUUAUCACAUCUCUCCACAGACCUUCACCCUCACCUUAUGCAGCUUGUCUUUGGCAGAAGAGCUAUCGGUGUUUGUGCGCUACCUGCGAAGGGGAUACCCAGCUGGAACUGCUCUGCGUUUAGUCUUCUUACUGAAUGCCAGUCUUCUGGGCUUUACAACUUGCUUUUGAUGUGCACAGCGCUUUAUACACAUGAAUAUACACAGAGUGUGGUCGGUGCAGCCAUGGGAACCUUGUUUUGGCACAUCACAUAUCGUGGCUGGUACCGCACGUACUAUUCUCCUGGGCCUCCUGGGCAUGGAAUGUUUCCCAGAUUUGCAGGGAGUAGAAAUAAACUGGAAUAA